Messenger RNA from Cinara cedri, 7723 nucleotides. Lineage: Eukaryota; Metazoa; Arthropoda; Insecta; Hemiptera; Aphididae. The record is from the annotation of a GenBank genome assembly.
UACGUACCUUGAAAAAAGUCUCCACCAACGGUUUGGUGAAUCUAUAACCUUCUUUUACGCCCGGAUUGCGUUUCAGAAAAGAUCCCGUUGCAAUGCGCCGAGAAACCCAUUCGAUUGGUAUCAUAUUACAUUUUUGGCUAAUAAACGUAUUGUCGGACGAAGCGCUUUUCGAAACAAACGCCGUCUGUACGCCUAGAACGAAACGUUAAAACGACGAGUUUACCAUAACAUUUGAAUACAUUUAGUAGGUGCGAUGAAUAAGCGUACAAAGAUUGUGUCGGUACCUACCCAAGUCUUGUAAAAUCUUAAAUAUCGCCGUCGUGGUCUCUGUGGAUAUGACGCCCUUGUUUUCCAUUUCGUUUUCUCUGAUGCCAUCCCAAGCGGUUAUUUUGUCUCUGCUCACCAUCAAUACAUUUUCCGUGCCGGGAAUAUCGUACACGAUUUUUGUCUUUCCUUCUAUGAUUAUUUCUCCUAUACUGACACCUGGGACACCACACGGUCGAAAAAGAAUUAAUUUCGUAUGAAUCAAAAUUGAAAUUAUAAUAACAGCGCUCGGUUGUAAUUACCAGAAAUUUGGGGUUUGUUCAUUUUUCGGAAAGCGUCACUGUACUAUAUAGCAGGCGUUUAGAUAUAUCUGUUGGACAGAAGACAACAAUUUAUUAUCGAACGAUCGAGUAUAUAACGUCGAGUCGCCUGACGGGCACUGGGCAUUAUUAAUGAUCAAUUAAUAAUAUCAAUUGAUCCCGCCAAUUUCCGCCGAACAAUAUCGGCGAUGGUGAUAGUGUAAAUGUACUAACCUAAAAAAAAAUCGUUUUAAGCACCCACAACCAGUUUGGCGGCUUAUUGGAAUUACAAAAACAAAAAAAAAAAAAAAAAACGUGCUACAGAACAGUGUAAUCGCCCGGAGGAAUUUUGAGUUUUCGAGUGUUUUAACGAAUCGAAUCGGACGGCGGUCACUACGCGUAGAGAUAUUACUAUUGUAUUGCGCCUGCCGGUAAUAUUUAAUACAUUUUGCUCGUUUUCUAUUUAAGAACAAGGUACGUUUUUACAUUUUAUCUGUUUAAAUUAAAACGUUAUUUUUUUUUUUUUUUAUCUUAAAUUAACAAUUGUAACAAGAGAUAAGCGUUGUUCGGACGCCAAUUUUCGUUUUCCAGAUAAACUUCGAUAUAAGUAAUCUUAAGUUCACGACCUAAAGAUGAACGCCAUUGAUUAUUUUAUAAAUAAUACGUUUAGGUACUUAGCAAAUUUUAACGAUUCAUAACCUAAUCGGGUCAAUGGUACACAUAUUAUAACUGCUUAAUAGUAAUAUCUUUAUUAUAAUUAAAUAAAUACAUUUUAUGGUUGAUUGUUUCAUCAUCUAAUGUAUGUGGAUAUUUAAAUUUUUCAUAUACCUUUAAGUACUAUAAUUUAUUUAUUGUUUCACUCAUAGUGAUAUGUAAUAUUGUAUAAAACUGAAUUACUUGGACGUUUUUACAAGUAAAGAGGUACUUAAUAAUAUUUAAAUUGUAAACAUGAUUAUUAUAUUAAUUAUUAUUGAAAUUAAUUAUACUUAACAAUUUAUUACUGACCUGUUAUAAUAAUUAUGCGAUACUAGUACAAACGUACAAUUUACUAGUUACUAUAUAAUAUGUGUAAUAUCAUAUUUAUUAUAUUUAAAAUAUGUUUUUAUUUUAUUUAGGAACAAACAUGUCUAUUGUUGAAGAAGAUGAUAGGCAAUUACGCCAUGAAUGUGGUGUAUUCGGUUGUAUUGCCUCUAAGCCAUGGCCGACAGAUGUAGACGUAACCCAAGUCAUUUGUCUCGGAUUGUUAGCAUUGCAACAUCGGUAAUUUUAUUCUUUAAUUUCAAAUCUAUUUUGUACACAAGUCAUAAAAUUCAAAAAGAGUUAAUUAUUCAUAUUUUUAAUGUAUCAGUUGAUAAAAUAUAGUUAAGAAAUUUGGAAAUAUAAUCUUAUUCUCUCAUUUAAUAUAAUAUAAUUUGAGGCGUAUUUAGGAUUUUCUCAGGAUUAUGGAAAAUAUAAUAUGUGAAUUAAUUUUUGGUUGCUUCACAUUACCUUUUAUGUGUUAUAGUGCAAUAGGUCUAAUAUUAAAAAAAAAGAGGGAUAGACACCCCUAUAAAUGUGCCCUUUGACUUAUGUAUCAUUUUUUUUCUUCAUACAUAUUACAUUUAUGUACACGAUAAUAAGCUUGUAUACCUUUCCCUCGUCAUUCCAUUUUAUAAAUAAGCUCAAUAUUUUGUUUUCAUUCAUUUUUUAUCAAUGAUUAAAAUUCAAAUUUGUAUAGAGGCCAAGAAAGUGCUGGUAUUGCUAUGAGUGAAGGCGACAAUCAUUCUCAUUUUAAUGUCAAAAAAGGCAUGGGUUUGGUCAGUAAUAUAUUCAAUGAAGACACAAUAAAAAAACUCAAAGGUAACACAUGUUUACUUACUUUUGGUGUCCUGAAACAAAAUACAAUUUCUGGAUUAAUAAUAUGACUAAUAUUACUCUAAUCAGAAUAAUUUUUUUGAUUGCAAUGAUUUAUUGUUGCAUAUAACAUACAAAUCAAAUUACAUUGUAUAUCCUACUUUCCAAACAAAUCACCUAUAACAGUAGCCUAAUUUUGAGUUGUAUCAACUUUUUAAUAUUAGAACUGAUCAAUUGUAGUAGUUAAGCUGCAAUGUUUAACCUUAUAAAAAAAAAAAAAAAAUUAUGAUAAAUUUACCUAUUAUACAUUUUAAGUACUUGGACAUUAUAGUAACAGUGCUGUAUGCUAUCUAUGCACACUUUCUAAUUACCUUAUGAAAAAUCAUACCUACCAUUUUAAAUUCAUUAAUAUUUUAUCAAAAAAUUGUUCUAAGUAGUAUAUUUUAUGAUUUAUAGUAUCACAUACUUUAUUAAUAGAGUUAAUUUUUUCGUAAUACUGUUAUGGUAACAACACAAUUUUAAAAAAUUCACAAAUUUUUUGGCUUUAUAAAAAAUAUGUUUAUAUUAAUCACCAAAAGUAUUAAUUUUUAAAAAAUUGCAAUAAUAAUCAUGACACUUAAGUAAAUAACAUAACUGUUCUAAUAAUUUUUCUAAGUUGAGGUUAUACAAAUUAAACCAAAAUCUUUUAUUGUUUAUAAUUUAAUGUCUCUUAAUAAUGGAGUACUUCAAAAUUAUUUAUUUUUCUUACUUUAGAUAAAAUCAAACUAAUAGAUAUUAUACACGCAACACCAUUUUCAAUGUAACAGUAGAUAAAAUGUCUUAUCUAGAUGGCAUACAGUACCACUGUAUUUUAGAUUCUUUAAAUUCUAAAAUUUGAUUCUUAUUAAAUUUACAUAUUUUAUGAUAAAAAAUAACAAAACUAUCAAUUAUGUUUGUUAUAUAUUUAUAAUGCUGUGUUUUUGUCAGACAAAGAUUUUAUCAUUUUUUCAUUUACAUAUAACUCAUAUAUUAAUACAAUAUUAGUAAACCAAAAUAAUUGUUUUUUUUUUUUAUAGAUUUCGAAAAUAAUAACUUAAAAUUCUUUUUAAAGAACUCUCACCACUUUUAGGGAUAUCUUUAAUCAUAUUCAUCCAAUUUUGGAUAACAUUUAAAUGUGUACCUCUAUGUACAUUCUAAAUAAUGACCAUUUAAGUAUACCUAUGUAUGUAAAUACAAAAAUAUGGUUUAAUGAAAGAGAAAGGCAGUUCUCCUACUAGUGCAAGACUAUUUUAAAAAGAACAAGGUAGUGUCGUAUAUGAGAAUUUCGACAAUUAUUCAAAAUAUUGUAUAUAGGUUUAUAAUUUGAUCGCCUUUUCCACCAUAUUUUUAUUUAUUUUUUUGUAAAAUAAUGAAACUGAGCUUGUCGAGUCACAUGCUAUGGUUGAAUUGUUUAUGUGAGAAAAAUCCUAUUUAUAAACGUUAGUUAAACAAAUGGGAUUAAAAUAGCCAGUUUUGUUAGUUGUAUUGUGCCAGUGGAAGGUGAUGCCUAAGUAUUAGAAUUUAAUUAUAAUUGUGUUAAACUAUUUAGGUAAUCUUGGAAUUGGGCAUACAAGGUAUUCCACAAGUGCUGGUUCUGAAGAAGUUAACUGUCAGCCAUUUGUUGUUCAUUCUGCUCAUGGUGCUUUAGCAGUUGCUCAUAAUGGUGAAUUAUUUAAUGCUGGAAAAUUAAGGCGUAUGGUAAACACUAAAUUAAUUUUAAUUUUAACCCUGAGUAUAUUUUUGGAGAAGGAUUUUCAUAUAGAUAUGAAAAAGUAGUAUCAUGUAAAACCUUAUUAAAAACUAAAAAGUGACUAAGAAAUGCCUAUUAAAAUUCAUUAAAGUUGGCCAUAAAUAAUUAACAUUCUUAAGUUAACAAUUUUAGUUGCCUUAUUUGAAAAUGUUAACAAUUUAGUAGUGAUCAUUUGUUUUGUAAGCACUAAUAUUAUAUAUUUAUAAUAUGUUGAGUCAAGUGUUCUUCAAUCAUUAAUACAUAUUUUGUGUUCAAUGAAAUUGAUUCAAUGUACUAUUUAUAUUAUAAACUAUUAAAUUAUUUUGAAAUAAUUGAACAUUAAGUAUGGCAUUUUAAAUCAAAUAUAAUAUCAAUAUUUUUAAAGAAUACUAAUUAUAUGUUUGUAUCAUAUUUAGGUAUUAGCUAGAGGUGUUGGUCUUUCUACUCAUUCAGAUAGUGAACUAAUUACACAAGCUCUUUGUUUGAACCCACCUGAUAUUGAAAUUGAUGGCCCAGAUUGGCCAGCUCGUAUUAGACAUUUUAUGGAACUCACCAAAUUGUCUUAUUCAAUAGUAAUAAUGGAAAAAGGUAGAAUAUUUGGAGUGCGUGACCCAUAUGGCAAUAGACCUCUCUGUAUUGGCAAAUUAAUGUCAUUAACUGAUCCCGAUAAAGGUACAAUUUUUUUAUAGAAUUAUAAUAUAUAAUUAUUUUCUACCGCAUAUGUACCUGCCAUUUUAUAUUUUUGUUAAACAGAGGAAGGGUGGGUUGUGUCAUCUGAAUCCUGUGGUUUCCUUUCAAUGGGUGCUAAAUAUGUAAGAGAUGUUUAUCCGGGAGAAAUUGUAGAAUUAACAGACGAAGGUUUUCAUACUGUAUCCAUAAUGGGACGUCCGCAUAAUCGCCCUCAAGCAUUUUGUAUUUUUGAAUAUGUAUAUUUUGCAAGGCCUGAUAGUAUAUAUGAAGGUAAAAAUUACAUUUAUUUGUUUAAUUUCUAAUAUAUUAUAAAAAUUAUGUUAAAUUACUAAUACAUUUUUUAAACAACAAAAUAUAAAUUUAAUGCAGGACAAAUGGUUUAUUCAGUACGGUUGAGGAGUGGAAUUGUAUUAGCUAGAGAAAGUUUUGUUGAAGCUGAUAUUGUUAGUUCAGUUCCAGAAUCUGGAACUGCCGCUGCUCAUGGAUUUUCAAUGGCAGUAAGUACUUUAAGAUUUUUAAAUUAUACAUAACAGAUUUAAGAAUAGUAUUACUCAUAUUCUUAUUCUAAAAACUGUAACAUAAAAUUUAAAAACCUUGUAAUUUUGUACUUCAAAAUAUUGGUUAUUUAAUUAAAUUAACAUUUUCAGUCUAAUAUUCCAUUUUCGGAAGUUUUGUACAAAAAUCGAUAUGUGGGCCGAACAUUCAUUCAACCAAAUGCUCGAUUAAGAAGGUUAGGUGUUGCUAAAAAAUUUGGAGCUAUUGUUGAGAAUGUUGCCGGCAAACGAAUUAUUCUAAUUGAUGAUUCCAUUGUAAGAGGAACUACAAUAGGACCAAUUAUCAAGUUACUGAGAGAUGCAGGAGCUAAAGAAGUACAUAUAAGAGUGGCUUCUCCUCCUCUUAAGUUUACUUGUAAUAUGGGAAUUAACAUACCGACUAAAACUGAACUUAUUGCUAACAAACUUACCAUUGAACAGUUAGCUAAACACGUUGGUGAGUAUAUUAGUUAAAUUAGUUAAAAAUUAAAUAUUAGUUAAAAGUAAUUUUCAGAGCAGGUUUUAAAUCAAGUAUUGAGUUAUUUUUAUUAGAGUGAUGAAUUAUUUAAAUUUGGUUUGUAAGGCUAAAUGAUUGAUAAUUUCUUACAUUAAUCAAGAUGUGUUUUUUAUACUGGUUUGUAGGCAUUUUGCCAGAGCACAUUGUUGAUUAUUAUUGAUCGCCAUAUUCUCCACGCAUGUCUUGUCUAUUUUAAUCUUCUAAAUAGGAGUUUCUUUUGUAAUGCUAGGGUAUCAAAAAAGCUCUUGGAGUUAAUCAUCUUUACACGGACUGAAAAUCCUUAGAAUUUUCCUUUUGAAAACACCUAAUCUUAUUUCCUUUUUUACCUAAGAAGCCAUGUUUCAAGCCAUGAAGAACCACUGGGCAUAUCAAUGUUUUAUAUACAGGGUGAUUUCACUAAGCGUGCUCAUCCCAUUUUUUUGGUUAAAUUUUGCAUAUAUUCAAAUUCUGAUUUUUUAAAUUUUUAAGUGUAGUUAAAGCCAAUAUUUUUGAAUACUUAGAUUUUUAUUUUCAAAACAUUUAAACAGUAUUCUGGUAUAACAACUUUAGUUUUUCAAAUGAAAAACUAUUAUAAAAACUCCAUAAAUAGAUGGAAUAUUAUUUAAAUAAAUUUUAACACCAAAAUGUAUAUAUAAGGUGUCCCACAAGUAUUCGACAAAUGCAAAAACUUUUGUUCUAUUCAAUAUUUUUGAAAAACUUUUUUCUUAAAUAAUUAGUAUGCCCCAGGGCUACAGUUUAUAUGUAAAUAUUCUUUUUUAUGGGCAGGGGGAUUUAUAAUUAAAAAUUUAACUAUAAUUUUUUUUAAAAAAUUCAAAAUAGCCAUUUUGUAAAAUAGAUUUUUAGGAAAUUUUUUGUUGGUUGAAACUUUUGUUAAAUUAUGGUCUUAUUUUCUUCUUAGAUUUUUUGAAAAUUUGAAUAAUUUUAUUUUCAAUCAUAAUAAUGUUGUUUAUCUACAUAAAUUACCAUUGUUGAUUGAUUGAAACUAUAAUACGAUAAUAUUAUUGAAUGAUUUUAACUCAUGGAUAAGAAAAUCCCAACUAAUAACUGAAUAACCAACAAUAGGUAAUAUUCACAUUUGCAAAAAUUUCAAAAAUUAUAGAAAAUAAAAACAUACUUUACAAAAAUUUUCUAAAAUCUAUUAUUUUACAAAAUGGCUAUUUUGAAUUUUUUUUAUUUUAAGUCCUCCCCCUAAAAAAAAAUGUUCAUAUAUAAACUAUAGUGUUGAGGUAUACUAAUUAUUUAAAAAAAAUUUACAUCAAAAUUGAAUAGAACAAAAGUUAUUGCAUUUGUCGAAUUCUCGUAGGACACUGUGUGAUAUAGCUUUGAAUAAUUUUGUCGAACCAUAGUAGCAGCUAUUACAUUUCCACACCUUAUAACAAGUAGAGAUACUGUGGGACCAUUCUGAUCUCCUUACAGGGGGACUAUAAAAGUACUAUAUCCAAUCAAUAAUAACUUAAAAUAUAUUUUUACAGGAGCUGAUACUAUUGCUUAUUUAUCAGUUGAUGGCCUUAAAGAAGCAGUAAAAGAAAAAAUGCCAACCAAAAAUGCGCCUGAAGUUGGGCAUUGUACAGCAUGUCUUACUGGAGAAUACCCCGAAGAAUUAACUUUCUGAAUAGCAUAAUUGUAACUCAGGACAUUGCUAAGUUUUUCAAAUUGAGAUACUGAUAACUUGAAUAAAAUAUUAUUUAUAAGAUCUGUCUUCCAAGUAUCUAUUAUUUAUCUUUAUACUUUUAUAAUUUUUUUUUUUUUUUUACAUAUGAAUACAUUUUAUUAAAUACUUACAUUGUAAAGUUUAUUACAAUUAACUAUUAAUGAAUUAUUUCAUUAAAAAAAAAAAAAA